Molecule: messenger RNA, 2003 nt
Organism: Planococcus citri (citrus mealybug)
Lineage: Eukaryota; Metazoa; Arthropoda; Insecta; Hemiptera; Pseudococcidae
Product: zinc finger C2HC domain-containing protein 1C-like
Exons: 4
Coding region: 372-1871 (499 amino acids)
Source: RefSeq, a predicted model, not a curated record
GACUGCUGACUGCUCCUGCUAGUAGACAAAAGGGGCACAGUAGUAACGUGUCCACGCAACUCGGCAAUUGGCUCGCGCUCUAUUGACAACGGCUAUCGCGACGACGAUAAUAAUAAUAACAAUAAUAAUACCUAAUAAUCGCCGCAAUAACAGUAACCACGACAGUGAUGAUAAUAGAACCAAUAACGAUUAUGAUGAUGAUGAUGGUGACGACAACAAUGACGACGACGAGGGAAAAACUACGUUCAAAAUGCGAUACCAUCGAAUAUUACGAUCGACGCGAACGAUUUUGUUGGUGAAAAAUGACGGGCAUGUUCGACGCUAGUGCUGUUUCUGUCGAUUAGCUCGUAAAACGAAUCGCAAUCGUUUUGAUGAAUCUGUUCAGCGACAGAUUGGCUACCGCGUAUUAUCCCAAUGCGACGGCAAAGGCAGCCCUCAAAAAAUUCUCAUCUCAGGAAGCGUUACCGACUCAGUCGUAUUUUGAAAGCGCCAACAGUGCUCUCAGGAUUCAGGAUCAACUGGCACGCAGACCAUACGAAGACAAUGACAAGAGACAACUGGGGGAUGACACGUUUCGCAAAAUAGUCGCUUCGGACGCAUACAGAGAAGGAUCCGCAUUACCUGCCAGCGCACCUGAAACUUCUCGAACCAAUAUCGGCAAAGUGAGACAGCUGUUCGAAGAACGUCGAAAACAACAAAUCAGACGUCCCUUACAGACGGCCGCCUUAAAAGGCAAUAAAACUGCAGCCGGUCGAGAUAAAAGUUACCCUUUGCAGCCAAUUAGACGCAAUAAGCCCGAAAUCAGGGAUGAUGCGAGCGUAGACAGUGACGACGCGCCAGACGAAAUAACCCAACCGGUUAUAUACGACAGCUCGAUAUUCGGUAGAUUACCAAAUCUCGGCGGACGUCUGUUAUCCGACAAGAAACCGACUGACGGUGAAACGAAGAGCAACUUUUCGCAGAGCGCCGAUAUGUCCUCCGCCGCCACCGCCAGGAGAAAUGUCCACUCUUCGGUGACUAAGGUGACCGAAGAUAUGUCCAGAUUGAGCACUGGUAGAUCGAUCGUCAAUGCUGUACCGAAAAAGACCGUCGUCAAUCGGCAGAUACCUUCUAGUAAACAGGACACCGUUCAACCAAUCGCAAAAUCGAACGCGGUCGCCAAUCGAUUAUCGGAUGAUAGGCUCGGUACAUCGAAUGAAAUCGACGCAACUCGUUCAACCACCGCUGAUCGCAAACCACUCGCUUCGAAAGAGGUCAAAAAACCAAUUCCUACUUCAACCUCGCCAACCGAGGAGAAACCUCUGACAAACGAAACGGUCAAAAUGACAUCAAAAUCCACAGCAGCCGCUACCGUGAAAAAACCCAGUCUACCGCCGCCUCCGGGAAUGGUCAAUUGUAAGACGUGCGGUCGUAAUUUCGCUGAAGACAGAAUUAAAAAGCAUCAAGAAAUAUGCGAGAAGGCUUCCAAAACCAAAAGAAAGAAAUUCGAUCCGCUGAAACAGAGGUUGAAAGGCACCGAAGCGGAAGGAUACAUUAAUCAAAUCAAAUCCACUAAAAAAAUUUCGCAGCCGCCAAAAAAAGACACGUGGAGGAAACAGCACGAAGAAUUUAUAAACAAUAUUCGAGCAGCUCGAACAGUCAAACAGCAUUUAGCCCAAGGAGGUAAACUAUCCGAUCUUCCUCCGCCGCCGCCAUCCGAUACAUCCGACUACGUACCUUGUCCGCAUUGUGGACGAAAAUUCAACGACGCUGCCGCAGCCAGACACAUACCGAAAUGCGCCACAAUGAGGCACAAUAAGCCCAAAAAUGUGCCCGCCAGUCGAUCCGACCCGUCCAAGAUUAAGAAAAUUAACGCUACGAGAAAACGAUAGCAGUCUUAUGUGAUGAUGUUUUGAUGUUUUUGUUACCAGUUCUGUUGUUUUUCUCAUUUUUGUGCUCUAAUUUAUAAUACUCGAAAUGUGUAAAAAUGCGAGAUACGAGCAAUAAGUAGAUAAUAAAUAAAC